AUGGUUAAGAGGAAGUCUGAUAAUGCUGAAGGUGCAAAAGUUAAAGUUGCAAAAGUGGGCAUAUCUGAAGAUACCACAGGCCAAGCAGCAGUGGAAGUAGAUGCCGGGAAUAACCAUAAUGGCCAUCUUCUCGAGGAUCUCGACCAUACCAAUAUUGAAAAAGACGAUAUUGGUGACCAAGAAGAGGAAGAUAGUGGUAGUGAAGAUAGUGUUGAUGAUGAACCACGUCAUUCAAACGUCUCAAGAAAACAAAAAUCACAACUUACAGCACAGGAUAUACAAGUAGCACGAGAGACAGCAGAACUUUUCAAAUCUAAUAUCUUCAAGCUUCAAAUAGAUGAGCUCAUGAAAGAAGUGAAAGUCAAGAAAAGCCACGAAGAGAUCAUGGAGAAAGUAUUGCAUAGGUUACAUGACUUAAUAAAAGAAAUUCCACCAGCAGAGAAUUUAACCUUGCAAGAAGCGGAGGGUUUGUUUAGUCACAAGAAAGUAGCUAUACCUUUUCCCGAUCCAAAACCCACGAAUGUCAAGUAUUCUUUUUCAUACGGACCGCCGGAGGAUUUAUCAUUAGUUGGAUCGUACGGAUUGAAAACUGGGAUUAACCAGGGCCUGUCAAUUGACAUUGCUUUAACGAUGCCACGGGCAAUUUUUCAACCAAAGGACUAUUUGAACUAUAGAGCAUUGCACAAGAGGGCGUUUUACUUAGCCUAUCUAGCUGAACAUUUAAUUCCGUUGACUAAAAAAAACAACCUACCAGUCAAAAUCACCUACUCAUAUUUCAAUGAAGAUGUGUUGUGUCCUAUUUUGCAUAUUGAAAGUAUCCAAACUGAGAACCCGGAUGAUCUAAUCUUUUUCAAGACCAAGUACAAAAUUAAUCUAAUUCCAGCUUUUUCAUUCACUAUUUUUGAUUCUAAGAAACUACUCCCAGAUAAGAAUUGUAUUAGAGUUCAAUCUGAAAGUGAGGAGUUGCCUGCCACACCGUUGUACAACUCAAGCAUUUUAAUGCAAACAUCUUACGACUACUAUCUCAAAUUUUUGUACUCGAUGAAAAAGUCUACCGAGUCAUUUAAAGACGCAUGUAUAUUAGGAAGAUUAUGGUUGCAGCAAAGAGGUUUCAACUCAACGCUUAGUGGCGGUGGUUUUGGUCAUUUUGAGUUUGCAGUUUUGCUAAGUGCAUUAUUACAUGGUGGCGGUUCAAGCGGAAACAAGAUCUUAUUACCCGGAUUCUCAUCUUAUCAAUUGUUCAAGGGUGCGGUCAAGUACAUAGCUACUAUGGACCUCAAUUCAGGCUACUUGUCCUUUUCAUCUGAGAUAGGUGCAAAUAUACCUGCUAAAUACAAACCAGAUGGUUUCAACGUGCCUACACUUUUUGACAAAAAUACAAAGAUUAAUAUUUUGUGGAAAAUGACGCCAGCUUCCUAUGAGGAGUUAAAAAGUAAAGCAGUUCAAACAUUAGAUUUACUAAAUGACGUGGUCAAAGAUAGGUUUGAUCCGAUAUUACUUCAAAAAUCAAAUUUUGAUCUUCUCAAGUUUGAUAUACUUUUGACAAUGAAUAUUGAUGAAAACUCGAUCGAAAAGUUUGGUCCGCUAGAGAAGAUAAGAUUUAUAACCUUUGAUAACUACAUGAGGAACAGGAUUUACAAUCUUGUAAGAAAAGCCUUGGGUGAAAGAGUGACAAUUGUGAGUGUUUGGAAAGACAAGGUCAAUAGGUUUUUCUCAAUCCAUAAAAGGAAACCGACAAACUCAUCUCAGAGCUGGGUCGUGGGCUUACAAUUAAACCCCGAUGAGUGUGACAAAGUAGUUACUAAGGGUCCAGAUAGUGAAGACAAGGAGAAAGGAGCCACAUUCAGGUCAUUUUGGGGCACAAGGGCUUCUUUGAGACGAUUCAAAGAUGGAUCUGUUCAGCAUUGUGUGGUUUGGAGUUUGGGUGACAGGGAGCCUAUAGCCGUUUCGAUCAUUAAAUACGUCUUGGAUUUACAUAUUCUGACUGAUGUGGCACAAUCGAUAAAUACGGAAUGUGGAUUGUACGAGAAAAAGCUUCCACUUUCAUUACUAUCCACUACAUCAAAUCAAGUUGUCCACGCUUUGUCGAGCUAUACAGUUUUGCGAAACUCGUUCGAUAACAUGAGCAAGGCUUUAAUCAAUUUGGAGUUGCCAAUAAGUAUCAAGUCAAUAUUGCCUGCUUCAUCUUCAUUGCGGUACACAUCAUUGCUACAACCCGUUCCUUUUGCUGUCUCCAACCCUGAUUAUUGGAACGAUUGUGUGGUCCAGUUUGAAAUUUCCAGCAGAUGGCCAGAUGAGUUGAAGGCUUUGGAGAAGACGAAAACCGCUCUUUUAUUAAAAAUAUCUGAGUUGUUGAGAGCUACUGAGUACAGCGCAUUUAUUACCCGCGAUCAUUCGAUACCAUUCAAUGAAGACGUUUGUUUGUUGAAUAUUUUGACUCCUGACGGCUUUGGUUUUAGGCUCAGGGUGCUUACUGAAAGAGAUGAGAUUUUGUAUCUCAGGGCCGUUAGCAAUGCUGACAAACAAAAGCCAAUUGCACAGGAUGUGUACGUAAAGUUUAUUCAAAAGUAUCAAGCAUCGCUGAAGCAUACACGAACUGUUACUCAACUAGCCCAGCAUUUCCCGUAUUACUCACCCACGGUAAGAUUGGUGAAACAGUGGCUAGACUCUCAACUACUUUUGAACCAUUUCAAUGAUGAGUUGGUAGAAUUGAUUGCGUUGAAGCCCUUCGUUGAUCCGGCACCAUACUCUAUCCCCCACUCAGUCGAGAAUGGAUUUUUGCAGGUACUUUUCUUUUUGGCCAACUGGAAUUGGAGAGACACGCCUCUUAUAUUGGAUGUUGUUAAGAGCACCGCAGAAGUGGACUCCAAGUUAAGCGACAGGUUGACAAUCCAGGCUUAUAGGGUUAUUGAACAAAACUUUAACAAAAUUCGUGAAACAGACCCUACCGGAAUUAAAACACAAUUUUUUGUUGGCUCAAAGGAUGAUCCUUCGGGGAUCUUGUGGUCAAGCAACCUCACUUUACCCAUCGCGGCUAGAGUAACAGCACUUGCGAGAGCAGCAACCACGUUAUUGACUUCGCGUGGUAACAACGAAUCCUUUUUGGAUUUGAUAUUCACCCCCGCACUAAAGGAUUAUGAUUUCAUAAUGGAAGUGAAAUCGCAGAACCUCACCACUUCUUCGGGCAUCUUACCUGCCAAUGCAUUUAAGAAUUUGGUGCAACCUUUGACCUCAUACCCCGAUGACAUCUCAUCUAAGCGUGAUUUUGUUCAAGCUUUUUACGACGAUUUGGACAACAAAUUUGGGCAUGCUAUUAUCUUUUCCACAAAAAAGUUUACUGGCUUGUGCAAGGACGGUAAGAACGUUAUUGGAGGAUUGUUUGUUCCUUCUAAUUUAUCGAAAAAGAAGUUUAGGACCAACUUGGGUAUCAAUGUGAGGCCUGAUGGAGAUAAAGAUGAGGUGGUUUUGAAUAAGGAAGCGAUUUUUGAUCAGAUAAAAUUAUUGGGCCAGAGUUUAAACUUGGAUUUUACGCCAGUGAAGUAA
Lodderomyces margitis is the source of this 3543-nucleotide messenger RNA. It is a transcript of the gene UTP22, whose product is annotated as rRNA-processing protein. The record is from RefSeq and is a predicted model, not a curated record. NCBI's taxonomy places the organism in Eukaryota, Fungi, Ascomycota, Pichiomycetes, Serinales, Debaryomycetaceae. Gene Ontology annotation, biological process: rRNA processing; tRNA export from nucleus. Gene Ontology annotation, cellular component: UTP-C complex; small-subunit processome; CURI complex. The coding region runs from base 1 to 3543 and encodes 1180 amino acids. The transcript has a single exon.